Molecule: messenger RNA, 950 nt
Organism: Sphaerodactylus townsendi
Lineage: Eukaryota; Metazoa; Chordata; Lepidosauria; Squamata; Sphaerodactylidae
Gene: MYL10
Product: myosin light chain 10
Exons: 7
Coding region: 139-639 (166 amino acids)
Cellular component (GO): mitochondrion; cytoplasm
Molecular function (GO): calcium ion binding
Source: RefSeq, a predicted model, not a curated record
UUUCCAGCCUUCUCUCUAUUGUCUAAACUUGGAGCAGGCAUAUUUUUACUUCAGAAUGCUUCUAUAUAUAGAGGGACAAUAGCCAUUGUGCAGGCUGGCUCGCUGGUUGGCACAGAAGGCGAAGAGCAGAUUUUCAGCAUGCCCCCCAAAAUGGCACGGAAGAAGAAAGAAGGAGGAGGGUCCAAUGUCUUUUCCAUGUUUGAUCAAAGCCAGAUCCAGGAAUUUAAAGAGGCAUUCACGAUCAUGGACCAGAACCGAGAUGGUUUCAUCGACAAGGCCGAUCUUAGAGACACCUUUGCGGCACUAGGCCGCCUGAAUGUCAAGAAUGAAGAGUUAGAAGAGAUGAUCAAGGAAGCUCCAGGAGCCAUUAACUUCACCGUCUUCCUUACAAUGUUUGGUGAGAAGCUGAAAGGUACCGAUCCGGAGGAGAUCAUUCUGAACGCUUUUAGGGUUUUUGACCAGGAAGGAAAAGGUUAUGUAAAAGCAGACUACAUGAAAGAAAUGCUCACAACGCAGGCCGAUCGGUUCACUGAGGAAGAGGUCAAACAGACUUUUACUGCUUUUCCUCCUGAUCCCUCUGGUAACCUUGACUACAAAAACCUUGUUUAUGUUAUUACGCAUGGAGAAGAGAAGGACUAAAAGACGUCAAGACAAACUGUCAAGAGAGCAUUAUUUACCACAGCCUCUCUGAAUUUCCCAGCAGGCUCCGUUUUGAUGUGACAUGGGGAUGAAUCCUGUAAAACGAUCCAAAUUAAAACCAUUAUACUAAACUAUUUUCUUAUAGUGGUCGAAGAUACCAUUUCUGUCUCAUUUCCCUACCCUCCACCCCCUGCCCGUGUUCUCAUUUUGGCUGUUAUCCUUGUCAACGAUAUGAAAGUGGAAUGUUCUAGAAGCACUCGCUUUUGUAUGACUUGUGGAUACUUCUGACAUUCACUAAAUGGUUUACCGAC